AUCAGACGUGGGGAUGCCCCCUGCAAGCUUGCAGGCCUGUCUGCUCCACUCUGAACCAUUCACAGUGGUGUGGCGUUUGGUGGAAGUGCGGACAGGAGAACCAGCCAGCCCCUCUUCCCCUGCCCUGAAAACAUGGACUGCUGGGCUGCUGGAGCCCAGGGCUUGCUGUCUUGCACUGAGAGGCUUGGCCAGCUUAGGAGGGCAGUUCCCCAUCCCCAUGCAGCAGAGCCCUGCCCUAGUAUUUAUGCUGGAAUCAGGACUUGGUGAGACACUAGUGCACUGGCUCAUUUUCUGGUCAUUUCUCCCGUUUGUGAUUGCUCAUAUGGGUGACCCAGGAAGCCCUUCAUUGCAUCUCACACAUGGACACCACCGGUGCUUCACUCUGGCUCAAGGUGUGCCUCCAGCCAGCCUUGGUUCUAAGAGAGCAUCAGGGUCCCUCUCUGUUCUUGUAAGGCUCCAAGAUGAGGCCAUAGAGUGCAGGACGGUGCCAUCCGCCACCAAGCCACUCACGAGGCUGAUUCCAGUGACUGAUGGCCACAGGCAGAAAAGGAGGCUUGUGUUCUAAAGGAAUGCGAAGAAGAGACAAAAAGCUUCUGUUGUAGCAAAUGCAAGUAUUGAUGCCAUGAGAACUCACUGCCUUUCCUGUUCUAAAGAAUGCCACUCCCAGCCAGCAGGCAGCCAUGGGGUCAGGGCUUGGAUGCUGGAGCCUUGGAGCUGGGUUCAGAUCCGACCUCUGAACAUACCUUGUCAAACGACUACCUUUCUCAGCCUGAGUAAAAGAGGGAAAAAGCUGCACCCCUGAGAGGGCUGUCGGAGUAAAGGAAAUUGACAUGCACAUACAUGUGCACACAUACAGACACACGUGAAGUGCCCAGAAAUGACAUGCACAUGCAUGUGCACACAGAGACACAUGUGAAGAGCCCAAUGCACUCACUUGGGAGUCAUUAUUAUUAUAAAAGUUACUGCUCUUGUCUGCGGAACCUGGAGCUGUCAGGAGAACUCCUGGGGCGGGAGUCAGACCAGGCAAAGCAAAGAACAGCAAAUAGCAGAGGGACAGAGACUUCUUUCUGAGCCAGAUAUAUUAGGUCUAAAAGGGCAGAGUGAACCUGCCGGCUACUUUAGAAUACUCUAAAUCCAGGAGGCCCCAAUCUGGCAAAUUGAGACAGAAUAUCAGCAUUUCAUGGGUAUCACGUUUUAUUAUUUUUGAACCAUGUCACAUUCCAUGAAUUCAUUUGGGUUCUAACCAGUCAUUCCGAGGUCCGUGCUCCCUUCCAGACGUGAAGGCCCAGUGCGAGCUGAGCUGGGGGCAGAGCAGGAGCAUCGCUGUUUGCCCUGGGUCCAUGGCAACGCCAGAGCCCAGCUCAACACAACAGGGCUUUUGUUUUCAUUUUUCAACUUUUUUUCGAAGCUUUGAGAAGGAACUGGAGAUUGGAGCGUGAAGAGCCCACCCCACACAAAGCCUCUUUUCAUGGCACUUGCUGUGCCUUGCUGUUUCUGCUCAGGAAUUGAGUCUUGGUGAAAUAUGAGAGGAAGUGUUUGAACUGAUGCUGGGGCAAGAUCUCAAAAGGAAGACUGAGUUUUGUCUUCUGUAGAACUCUGCCACAGAUAUUUAUUUUGGUUAUACUUUUUAUAACUUUUAAGGAUUCUUGGAAAUUUGCAAUAAAAUCA
This is a messenger RNA of Rhinopithecus roxellana (golden snub-nosed monkey), 1668 nucleotides long. RefSeq lists its product as uncharacterized. Lineage: Eukaryota; Metazoa; Chordata; Mammalia; Primates; Cercopithecidae. The transcript has 3 exons. The record is from RefSeq and is a predicted model, not a curated record. Bases 14 to 565 code for a protein of 183 amino acids.